Mytilus californianus (California mussel) is the source of this 957-nucleotide messenger RNA. RefSeq lists its product as uncharacterized. The record is from RefSeq and is a predicted model, not a curated record. The coding region runs from base 110 to 739 and encodes 209 amino acids. Lineage: Eukaryota; Metazoa; Mollusca; Bivalvia; Mytilida; Mytilidae. The transcript has 3 exons.
UUGGUUGCCAUCUCUGCAACAUCAUGUUAUAUACAGUAAAGAACGUGAAGAAAGUGUUUCACCAAAAAGGAAUGAUAUUGAUCUGAAAGCUCUAAAACAAGUUCAGACAAUGCAGAGACUUGCACAACAACAACAAGAACUGAUGGACUUCAUAGCGAAAACAGAAACCCUUGUUUUGAAUAUUGAAAGUGACGCAGCGUUGUCUGAAUCCGAUAUAACUGGCUUUAAAAAUCAAAUGAACAAAUGGUGUGAUGUUUUGGAAACAAUAGAAGAACAGGAAAGCAGAAAAAAAGAAGAAAAAGAAGCAGAAAAAAGGAGGAAAAAGAAAAAAGAAGAAGAAGAUCGCCAGAAAAAGGAAGAGGAAGAACGUAAGAAAAGACAAGCGGAAGAAGCAGAUGAAAGAAAGAAAAGAGAAAGGGAAGACGAAAAACGACAGAAAAAAGAAGAGGAAGAACGAAAAAAAAGAGAGCAGAAAGAAGCAGAACGACACAAAAAAGAAGAAAAAGAACGGAAGAAAAGAGAAAUUAAAGAAACAGAAGAAAGAAAGAAAAGGGAAAAUGAAAGAGCAGAACGGCGGAAAAAAGAAGAGAAAGAACGAAAAGAAUCAGAACGACAGAAAAAAGAAGAGGAAGAACGAGAAAAAAGAGAGAAGGAAGAAGCUGAUAAACGAAGAAAAGACGAAGAAGAACGUGAUGCUGAGGAGAAACGAAGAAAACAAGGGAUCGAAAAGAAAAAGUGAGAUUGGAAAAACUGGCCACCAUUCAUAUAUUACAAUACAAAACAAAACAGCUUCCAUCAGAAAAUCUGCUGUGUUUUAUUUACAAUGCAAGAUGGAAUUCAGGAGAAUGAUUUUAGCUGCCAAGCCUCUGACGCUGUUGAAGAUCUAGAUAAAUGUUUGGAAACCAAUGACGAGCAAAUUAUCUCCUCUGUUAUCACAAUACAAUACAAGAAAGGGAA